Messenger RNA from Brassica oleracea var. oleracea, 912 nucleotides. RefSeq lists its product as uncharacterized. Lineage: Eukaryota; Viridiplantae; Streptophyta; Magnoliopsida; Brassicales; Brassicaceae. The coding region runs from base 130 to 516 and encodes 128 amino acids. Gene Ontology annotation, cellular component: mitochondrial large ribosomal subunit. The transcript has 3 exons. The record is from RefSeq and is a predicted model, not a curated record.
AUCGUCAUUUUACACAGUCGAAAGCCCAAAACCCUUUCUUCAGUCUUCCUUCCACCUGCAUCGCUUUCUUCUGCAAUUCUCGCCGGAGAGCUCCCAUCUACCUGUUGGCUGUUUUAGGCUGAGAAGAGGAUGUUGAAGUUCCUAUCAAAAGUAAAGAUCGAGUUCAACACAUUGGAUCCAAGACUCGCCUCUUGCGUCGAGUUUUUGGCUCAGUGCAACGCGAGGAAGGCCAAGGAGUCGAACCCUAACUGCCAGGUUCUGGUGAAACGCAGAACCGACGAUCAGCCACCGCAGAUCAGCGUCACGUUCGUUAAUGGUGUCGAGGAAGCUUUCGAUGCGGCUGCCACGUCGGCUCAGUCCAUCAGGAAGAUGAUUCUCGAUAAAGGGCAGUACCUCGAGACGGAGCAGAUGUUCCGCGAAGCCGGGGAGCAGUGGCCUGUCAUCAUCCCCGAGGAAGAGAUUCACCAAGAAGCUCCUGGUGUUAAGCCGAGGAAAGCAGAAGACAAGAAGCAAUGAUAUGCUCGCUUGAUUUGGGUUUGCUCUUGUUCAGUUUGGGGUAUGUAUAACUCUUGAUAUGUGUCUUGGGUUUCAGGUUGGGACAGAUAAAUUUGUAUUGUUUUCUUAUUUAUGUGAACUUUUGAUCAGAAACCCUGAAGUUUAAUUCAUGUCUUUCUUUUCUCAAUAAGAGGUUGGUGAGGCUUGUUUUGCAAGAUGAGCCAACAUACUGGUGUGAUUUUAGGAAUAAACUUAAAGCAGAUAGAAGGAAGUAUAGCAGAUAAGGCUUUGAAUACCUAUACAUGUCCUUGGGAUACUCUGUUUGAUGUUUCGGAUUAGAGCUUUUGCAUCUGACCUGAUACAUAUAUUGUUUAAGCGUUGUUCUUGAGCUUGAAAGAGAGAAUUCAUGUUUGUCAA